This is a messenger RNA of Eruca vesicaria subsp. sativa (arugula), 283 nucleotides long. NCBI's taxonomy places the organism in Eukaryota, Viridiplantae, Streptophyta, Magnoliopsida, Brassicales, Brassicaceae. The record is from the annotation of a GenBank genome assembly.
UGGAUCCCAAAUUCAAAUUGAAUUGGUUGUUGAUGAUGAGCUUCAUUAUGGAGCACAAGAUCAAAAGGAGGAUAUCUCCGAUGCUGAAGCUUCAAGAGGGAUUGUCGCAAAAGUGCGAGAUUCAUUUGCCUAUAAUUGGGGUUUCUCCAAAAAAUCUAAGAAGUCAUAUGGCCUUUAUUCAUUGUGCUUUCUUCAUGAUCACACGGCUAUUCAUUUGUGCACAUGUUCUCAUACGCUUACCUGGUUACAAUUAAUGUUGCAUACUCCUCCAACCGUGACAUAA